GGGGGCCUUCUUUCUAGAGCACAGCAAGCUCUGAGCUUUAUUUAGGAAUAGAACAGGCAGCGCCGCGCGUGGAAAGUUUGCGGCUUGAAUAUGGGUGCCAGCCGAGCAGGGUCCGCCAGUCUGAUCCGCUGGAUUGGCGUUUUUGUAACCACGUUGACGCUUUUCUUUCAAAAGGCUUGGCGCAUGGUGAAAGAAGACGGCGCGCGCCGUUUUGGUCAGGGGUUGUCCUUCAACCAAAGCCACGCGUCGGGAAUGGGACUCACGUCGCGAGCGACGAAAGAAAGUCACCCGGUGCCGGGCAAAGCUUAUGGCGAUUGCCUUUUUUCGAACCGUAUUGGCAUGUCAAUAAAUAGCCGCGCACACGCAGCCUGUGGCGCUACCUUAGAUACUGGCGUAGCAAGGCCGACUGCGCCGGGAUCUGAAAUGUCGACGCGUCGGUCUCACGCUUUUCCGCCGAGAGCUUACAACUUGUGCUCGGGAAAAUGGGUCAACAAUCAUCCUGCAUGGCACCGCGCAAGCGCAGCUUUAUUGUCCAGCAAGGCCUUACAGACACCGGAGGGCCAUGACAUUUCUCGCAAAAGAAAAAUCUUAUAUGCCUUGCUAUGCAUAAGUAGAGCGGGGUGGUCUGAAUACAGAUCGCGCCUGCGUGCCCCUGGGGAGAAAACUGGGCUGGUGACGGUUGGGUGGAAAGUGUGCGCAUAAGGGGAAAGCAAUAGACUGCGUCGCAAGGAGUCUCAGGAAGCUGGCAGAAGGGCGCCCGCGCGUCUAUGCCUCUCCCAGCUCAACACCGUCGGCCAGCCAAACUCGGCGGCUUCGACUGUGGGGACAGGCCACGAGAAAAAUGAAACAAAAACAGAAGGGAUCCACUGGCGCGGCCAGGUGUGUUACCACUGUGAAGCGCUUAGGGCGACCAGGCUCAGCGCUGGGGGGACCGCCUUGAAAAGCCGCAGGGCCAGCAAGGCCAGAACAGACCCAAACGCGGAAAAAGAGAGAAGAGAGCCCGGAGGUUGGCGCUGUGUCAAUCAGACAAAGAGAGAGAGAGAGAAGUGGCCGCACUGGUAAACCAAGGCGCGCCGUUGGCGGGCGCAGGUGGUGCAUUUUGUGGGCACGCUCAAAGCUUGCAAGAACUUGAAGCGGAAAAGUGGCCAAGAAUGUGGCCCAUUUAGUUUGUAGCUCCGUGCGAUGUUGUUGGCCAUAGUGCGUGGGCUUGUGUUUGGGUCCAUCUUGGGCCGUGUCGGUCUGUCUAUGUGUGAUGUCUUUGGGGCAACGCCUGCCAAACUUGCUCGAGGAGAGAGAAGGCGCGCCGUGUGUGUUUGUGUUGUGUCGGUCUUGGUCUUGUGUCGUUUUGUCUUUGUCGUUCUUCUUUCUUGUGCUUAUUUAACUAGGUGGCGAGCUAGUUCGAUCGUGGCUAGUCAAGUCAGUAGGGUGCCGACGUUGCGGAACCAGAUCGGAGGGCUUUGGGCCGGCCCACCUCCCUGUGUCGGGAUUGGGUCAGGCUUAGCAAAUUGCCACGCCCAUCCGCUCGGGGUUUCCAAAAUUUGGAGGCCAGCGGAUCGAUGGCGAGAAUUGUGCAUGUAUUUCCGCGGAAAGUUCGGCGGGCGCCUCGGUGUGGUGCGCUGUGUGUGACUCCAGGGGGGUCUUUGGGUGUCUGUGGUGGUUCCGGGUGUUGUCAGUGUUUCGGUGGUGGUGUGUUGUGCUGGUUGUGCCGGGUUGUGAUUGUUCGCUCUCAUGUUUUGGCAUGUGUGUGUCCUCGUCGGUGUUUUGUCUUUCAGCCCGGUACGUUGUCGCCCUUUGUAUGUUCCUCGGCCUGGAUAGUUUGCACAGGGGUGGGGCCCGCCGGUGUGUGUGGGGUGGGUGUUCCUGCCAAGCUUUUGGGAAAGAUCAGGGAAAAAGUUGAAGCAAGGAUAAAAGUAGAAAAGAGUCUAAGUCCCUCGAGGAAAGUAUAAACCGAGCAGGUUCCAACAUUCUCGAAAAUUCUGAAACUUUCCGCAAACUUUUCGCGAACUUUCCGCAGAUUUUCGCGUCUGGGUUUUUUUUGAUGAAGCCAUGAACUUUGCAGCUUAGAAGGAAACGCGUCAGGGCUUGCGGCCGUGUCGCCCGGUGUUCUCGGUUUCUGGUGUCGUUGUUUUGUCCGGUUUUUUCUGGGUUCGGUUGUCCCUCUCUUCCGUGUUUUCGCGUUGGUGUCUUCUCUCUCGCUUGGUGUGUGGUUGUCGUCUGUUGCCGCCGUUGUGUCGUUUGUCGUUUGAUUGUGGUUGGGUGUUGUCUCUCGUCUGUUCGUGUUUUUGCUUUCGGGUUUUUGAACUUUCCGCGGAGUUUCCCCGCCGGGGGUUGUUGUCGAGAAAGUUGGGCUCCAACCAAAUGAAUUGCGUCGAUGUGUCUAAAAUCAGGCAGAUCGCCCUAACGAUAGAAAGCCCCCGCAGUUUUGGUGCUGAUUUGUAGAGCUUCCCACUGUUUCGGCCCCCACUGUUCCAAAGGUUGCGCUUUGCCAUCGUGUUGGCUUUCUGGUCUCUCUUCGUUCGAUUUUUGGGCAAUUCGAUACAAUGCGAGUGAUGUUGGCGCAGUUUGUUGAAAUUUGGCGCGAUUUGCUCCAGACUCUCCCGCGAGGUCUGUCAUGGGUUGAAAUGAAAGCAGGCCCGGCCAAAGUGAGGCCCUCGGAAGCCCGUCCCCGCUAUAGACUAGACUCCAAGCUGCCUAGAUCUUGCCAGGAGCUUUCUGGAAGCUUUCUGACAGAAUGGGAGCACAUGUAAGCCCCCUGCUUUUUGUUGGGGUUUAAUUAGACGUCAGCGCCGCUCGCUCUGAGCAGGUUCAGGCCUCGCAGACUAGCCUGGAGGGGGCCGGGACUGCCAUCGACUAGCCCCACCAUCUAAGGUGGUAGCUUGUUGCUGAAGUGCUACCACUAGCACCCAGUAAACCGACUGCAGCCAGGCUCUGCCGUCAUAGAUGUUGGGCAUUUUGAGAGGCAUGCGCUUGGGCCAUCACUUGGCUGGGCUCUACCAGAUAGAAAGAGGGACGCGCGAGAGGGUAGGGGUAGGCAGGGGUGAAAGCUUCGGAGUAGGGGGUGGGCAGGUUUCGGAGCUUCCACGGAACUGGGGCGCACUGGUUUCAGAAUGAGGCGCUAGCAGGUGGGGCGUGAGAUAGGACGGCGAAGGAGGGAAAGAAUAGGAACGAACGGGAGACGUGAUCGGAAUACCGAGCGGGAAGAGGAAGGGGCAAGGAAUAACGACAAGGGAACCCGCGGCAGAGGGGAGGAAAGCUGCGCGCGGAUAGGUCUGCCGAAUCUGCAGGGUGUGCGGCAUAGGUCUGCGCACUCACAUCAAGCAGAAGAGAAGGAAAACGGGGGACGAAGCAGAGGCGUGGCGAGGGCCCCCGCGUUGCAGGGUGUGGGGGUGUGAAGCCUUUGGCUGUCAAGCGGGAAGAGUUAGAGUUUGAGACGCACACGCAAAGGCUGCGGGUGCCGCUUUGAUCAGGGUGCUGCCCCUUUGGGUAGUCGCAGACUGCUAGAAGACGGCGCCACAAGUCGCAAGACGUGCUGCGCGUGUGCUCUCGUGUGUUAGGCGUUGACACUGUGAAGAGGUGGCAGCGGUGACGAUAAUGGGGAGAAAGCCAACGGAGAGGAGGAGGGGAAGGACAAGGAGCGGCGACGGCUGCGCGCAGGUGUCCCAGCGCGGGCACUGCUGACACCGGGGUGGUUGGACUUGGUGUAGCUGGGUGUGUUGCAUGAAAAACGAGAGGCGGGCCGACUCAUGAGGGCCGCCGGGGGGUGGAUGUUGCAGGGAGUGCACUGAGAUGGAGGCUUGGUGGGGCCUGCGAUAGAGCUGAGGGGGGUGGCACAGCUGGGGGGAAUCGUGUGAGGGACAUGGGUUAAAAGCGGAAGAAAGUGGAGGGGUGCCGGGCGGGAGCGCAGCAGAAGCAAACACACCAACAGGAGAGGCCGCGCCGGAAGGAACUAAGACGACACACAAAGGGAAAAGGAAAAGGGGCGGGAAAGGUGACGCAAGUAAAAGAAAAGAGGGGCAAAAAGGUGAGGAAAAAGGCGAGGCAUAUAGGAGAGGGCUAGAAGAUGAGGCGAACCACCAAAGCAAGGGAGGCAAAGGGCGGGGCGCCUCGGUUGUCGAGGCUUACUCUCGCGGCGCUUGUUAGCGGUCAGCGUGUGUCGGUGGGCCCGCCUGCAUGCAUGCAAUCCGGGAGGGGUGGCGCUUUUGGUAUGAUUUGUAUAUAUGUGCAUGGGUGGUGGCAUCGCUCCUUUUCUUGUUCUUCUCUAGUGCGAGCUCCCUCUGAGAUGUGAUGCGCUUGUGUGGGGUCGCGGUGCUUCGGGCUUGGCGCUGGCUUCACGGGCACGGGGUGGGCCCAGGGAAGCUUGUGGAGCGGCUCGGAACGUUAGCGGGCUGGUAGCAAAUAGGGCAAGGUGUAUAGGCUUCUUCUUUUACAAAAAAUUAAAAUGAAAUGUGGUGGCAAUGGCUAUAGGCUCCGAAUGGCAGCGAUUGGCGCGUGUGGCUUCAUGAAAAGCCAGCCGUUGAGGGUUACGCGAUGGACGGCGCCGGUGUUCGUGUUCCUUUUAGCACGGAGUGCCGAGACCACUCAGCAAAGGCAAACGUGUUUGCGUGUCUGGAUUACCUUGAGAAUUUGCACAAUAAAAAACAAAAGAAUGGGCAGGAAGAGUCUCUAUCGCGCGCGACUCGCCUUCAGGGAGGCGCGGGGACGUUUCGCAAUCAUAUGCAGCUUGACCAAAGGUAUUGGUUCAUGACCUACGCCAUUUCGGCCGCCGUUGCUUACUCAGGGCGCGCGGCUGGAAAAUUCUUCCCGAGGUUGGCUGGCGGCCGGUUUACGUCCAUGGAAGUGGGUGCCCGGGUGGGCAAGUAUGCUGUCGCCGCUGCUUUCUACGCAAAGUUGCUCGAGCCUGACGGCUCUCCCGUGGCCGUUCUCGUUGACCCCCUUUGCCUAAAAGAGCAUUGGAAAAAGAUGGGGCAGAUUAAUGCGAAUGUUAGCACAAGAGGGAUCUGCGCUGGUCUCCGCGGCAAAUUCGCGCCAAGUCCUCAAGUGCCUACAAUCAGCUUGAGAACGCUCUUUCGUGAUAUUGCCCGCGUGGAUAUCUUGUUUUACACCCCGCAGAUCGGUCUGGCGGAAUUGAUCGCGCCUGCAUUUUCUCCAAUAUUGAGGCACAAGGUUUGCCGUGUUGCAAUUGACAAAUAUGACGCCCGUCACUCGACAGCUGAAAUACUAUCGGCUUUCAAAGGUCUUGGUUGGCACCUUUCUUGCCUCCAGAAAAAAGGGGGAAGUGCAAGGAAGAACAGGAACCUGCGCGGUGUUGUCGUUGACGCGCGUUUUGGGCCGAUAGUUUCGCCGCACACAAGCUUCUACUUUCUGGCACCGCGCGAGAAGACGCUGGGUAGCCAGAGGGGGCACGCCUGUCACGGAGUCGUAGCCGCAUGGGAAUGCGACAGCUGGGAGUGCGACGCAGGAGAAAACCAGCCCACCGCGGGGUGCUCGGUUCCGGACUUUCUGAACAGGGAGUCCCUCCGAGAGGUUAUCGCGCAGGACUUCGGGGACCUCGCGGGGAUGUUUAGCGAGCGUGAUUUUCAUUUCCUUGGCGAGAAGCGGUGA
Messenger RNA from Amoebophrya sp. A25, 5601 nucleotides. The record is from the annotation of a GenBank genome assembly. NCBI's taxonomy places the organism in Eukaryota, Dinophyceae, Syndiniales, Amoebophryaceae.